CUCACAUCAUUGAUUAAAAUGCAGGAUGGUACUCUCCCUUACUAUCCAGCGGGAUAACUCGGACUGAGAAUUAGUAUUUUGAUUGGACGACUGGAAUGGAUGACCGCAUUGGCUGGCUGAAGAAGCACAAACUGUCUGGCAACUGAUACGACAAAUGCUCUACAGGAUAAACAAAAGAGGUGGACAAUUGACGACGUCAGAGAAGUCUGAUUAUUUCAACACCACAAAGGGGGUCAAAAAACUAUUUUGAACAAACAAUUAACAUGGACAGAGAAGAGAGCAUUCCUCCUUCACUGGACCUGGAAGUGGAUGGGAUGGAGGGGAAUAUGAACAGGGUGGCAUCCCAGGUGGUGGAGAUCAUCAGUGGGAUGAGUCUGGGAGCCAUCCAGUCUCUGGAGCAGGCUGUGGAGAGAGCUAUGGAGGAGGAGGGAGAUGACUCUGUGUUCUAUGAUGAGGGUGAUGCUCCAUUAGAUUGGGAAGGAAGGUCUUGUCCCUUGGUCUGUGGUUCCACAGAGAAAUCAGCUCAACCACAGAAUGGGAAGGUGAGCCUACUCAAGGCUGAGACAGCCGGUGUAGUCAUGGAGAAUGGGAUGAAUGGAACAGGGAAAGGUCCCAUUACUGAUGGAGGAGACACUCGUAGCUCUGCCCUUUCGGAUAAGGGUGAUACUGGGUCACUUCAGCACACCAACAGUGCCCUAACUGAGCCCCAGACAUCGACAGCCCAAACAGAAACAUUGGCAGAAAUCCCAACUCAAACACUUGCAGAGCCCCAAAAACAUCCAGUGCAGGACACAUUGACGAACAAAGCUUCUGCUGCACACAAGAUGGAGGUGAAAGAUACACAGGAGCAGGCACCUGUUACUACACCCCUGUCUGUACCUGAGGAGGAGGCUCAGUUGAACAGGGAGGCAGAGGCCCCAUGCUCCUCUGGUGACGAGCCCAACAGUGUGAGUCAGGAUGAGGAGGACACAGACAAAGGUUCCCAGGAUUCCCUGGCCUGUCAGGGUACAAGUUCCAAGUCCUCAGAAGGACAGAAGUCUGGCCGGCCCCGUCGUAAGAAAUCCUCCGACCACAACACCAGCUCCAAAUAUAGCACUGUCUCCUACAGGAAGAUACGCAAAGGUAACACUCGUCAGAAGAUCGAUGAGUUUGAGUCCAGGAUGAUGAAUCUAUAACAUUACAUCAAGUUAAUAUCUGGAAGAUGCUGCAGCUUUACUUCAACUGCAAGGAGCUGGAUGGGGCAUGCUAAACCAGUCGCUAUGCAAAUUGGAAUAACGAUAACCUGUUAUCAUUGGUUGCGUCUGUCUAAUACACAAUCCUAAUAGAUUUUGAGUUUAACAUAUUUCAAAUAUUGACAUUUUACUGUAAUGUUAUGUCCCUACUGAAGCCAAAAGAAUGAUCGACAUGUAAAAAGUAUGCGUUUUCACACACUUGAAAUGACUACUGAUAGGAGCUCAAUAUGCAUAGUAGUAUUGUAACAUAAUGGAUCGAAAAUAAUUUGUUAAAUAUAAUCCCCAGAAUUAAAGUUAUUUCAUUUGAAAAUAAUAGUGGGGAACAUUUGAUUAUGUAAGGCAGGUAUUUGAUUAGCAGAUAAAAAAACGAGGCUUGGGGACCUAGUAAUCCUUCUAGCAAACAUUAAGACUUGCAUUCCCAGGGGCCCCUGGCCUGUAAAGAUUUCAAUACACUUCGGUAAGCACUGCAAGUAUGAAUUUCAGGUGAUCAACCCUAUAUGUGAAGUUCUGCUAUUUAAAUACAAUACUAAAAGUAUUUAGUCAGCCACCAAUUGUGCAAGUUCUCCCACUUAAAAAGAUGAGAGAG
Coregonus clupeaformis (lake whitefish) is the source of this 1818-nucleotide messenger RNA. RefSeq lists its product as uncharacterized. Lineage: Eukaryota; Metazoa; Chordata; Actinopteri; Salmoniformes; Salmonidae. The coding region runs from base 264 to 1175 and encodes 303 amino acids. Gene Ontology annotation, biological process: actin filament organization; regulation of cell projection organization; morphogenesis of a branching structure. The transcript is spliced from 2 exons. Gene Ontology annotation, cellular component: extracellular exosome; internode region of axon; myelin sheath. Gene Ontology annotation, molecular function: actin filament binding. The record is from RefSeq and is a predicted model, not a curated record.